Molecule: messenger RNA, 2283 nt
Organism: Anopheles maculipalpis
Lineage: Eukaryota; Metazoa; Arthropoda; Insecta; Diptera; Culicidae
Exons: 5
Coding region: 1-2283 (760 amino acids)
Biological process (GO): carbohydrate metabolic process; chitin catabolic process
Cellular component (GO): extracellular region
Molecular function (GO): chitin binding; chitinase activity
Source: RefSeq, a predicted model, not a curated record
AUGAUGGGUUCGAGAGGACCGUCACUUUGUCCGGUUCUGUUCGUGGUGCUCAGUGCAGCCUGGUUGGUUCUGAGCGGAAACCAGGUUGAGAGCGCCCAUACAACCCCCGCCUUGUUUCUUACUGUGAAAAGUUGUAACUUUUGCAUGACAAAGGUGGAUCAUGUACAGUGUGGUUAUCUGGUAGUGACAGACAUUUUGAUCAGUCCCGAUGGAAUGCCCCUUCCAUUUUUCCACGACAACAGUGUCUCCAAGAAGAAGACCGGAUUGAAGAUAAUUGCUUCGUUCGGUGGAUCCGUUGUGCCGUCAGAGCUGUUUGCUUUCCUAACGUGUGAUGAUCGACGACGCGGAGCUUUUGUGAACAAUUUGAUCGAGUUUACGUUAGCUCACGGAUUCCAUGGCAUUGAUUUGGCCUGGCUGUAUCCAGCACCCCAGGAAAGGGAUCAGUACGUACGACUCAUCAAGGAUCUUAGGAAUGCCUGUGAUCGCAAUGGAUUGGUGCUCACGAUAACCGUUCCUAGCCGGCCCUCUGUCAUCGAGGUGAACUAUCCGGUUGAUAAGCUGGAAAAGUACGCGGAUUACGUUAUUUUGAGUACGACCGAAUUUCGGAAAUUACGAAAAACAUCCUUCAUCGCACCGUUGUACUCUUCUAGUCCUGGGUCGUCCAAUAGCAUAGACUAUCACGUCGAUCGAUGGAAGAUGGCAGGAUUAAGCAGUGGCAAAAUCGUGAUAGUAAUUCAGACAAUGACCCUAACGUACAAGCUUUACAUUCAAAACGAAUAUCGCGUGGGCACUCCAGCGCUACAGCUUAAGAUUCGGCCAUACUACAAGAUAUGUAGGAAGUUGUACAGCGGAUCGCUAGAGAUUUGGGACAGCAAUGUGAAGAGUCCGUAUGCUUUCCGCGAUCUUUCCUGGUAUUCAUACGAAAAUGAAAAAUCCGUCAAGGAGAAGGUCUGCUUCGUCGUGCAACAGGGUCUUGGAGGAUUGGCGGUGUUCUACUACGAUGAAGACGAUCCGAUAAACAUUUGCGGCGAUGGGCAGUAUCCUCUAACGGCGAUCGUAGUGGCAGCGUUACAAUCACAGUACAUGCCACCUGCGGUCAUUUCCGAUUCGCAGAUUUAUCAAUACGAUUCGCCUUCCCUGACACCCCUGUCACAGAUAGACUAUCGGCAUUACAGCGAGCUCGACAGCAACCAGCCUGUGGUGGUUUAUGUAGAGGAAAAGCAACCCCAUAAACAAACAUAUGUACCAAGCGUGCCAACCACUCAAUCCACCGGAACCAAUUUCGCUUCAAACUCAAUGCAAUACAUGUUUGGAAUGCAAGUUUUCAAUACGAGUGACACCUCAUCCACGAUGCAAUUGAAUGAUCCAAGCUCCUCCAAGGACGUGUACGAUGCAGUGGAAAAUAUGUUCAGCGGUUUUGAAUCAGGAUCGGAUGAAUUUUCUGAGGAUUUUAUUAUUCCAUACGAUUUAAUAGAAGUUGGAAAGGGUGUCGACAUGGUUGCUCCCAAAGGCGAACGUCCGACGAUCUUCAGCGAUGCAGAACCAUUACCCUCAACCGUGCAGCUGUUUUCGGAAACUGUACCGACCCAGAAUUCACAUACAUGCAAACUGUUCUCGGAAAAGACAAAUAACCAUCCGGUAGUGUACACAUCGAGUGCCAACUGCAAGGCGUGUAGUAGUACACCAAGGCCGUGUGCCCAUUGCGCUUCUCUAUCGUCUUCCGGUUUACCUGCAGGGCAUAGGACGAGAUGUUCAUGUCCGUAUCCAGGUAUUAAAAUUUUUGCCACUGGACAUGCACCGACACCGGCACCGACAACUACGACAACCACUAUGGCACCGCCCAUGAUGCACUUCUUUACUUUGGGCCCGGCAACAUUAAAGCCUCCAACAUGUUGCCAGGGAUGCCAGCAGUGUGUUAAAGUGGUAGCGACUAGCAGUGCUGAUGUUCCACAGAUGGUAGAUCAUGCUUUACCUUUCCCUUGUUCAACUCCCGCACCCGGUCCGCUAGGUCCCCUGUACUCGGAACAGCCGUGUGCAUCGUCGGUGUCUGGUUUAAAAAUUCAAGCACAAGCUGUUGGUGCUCAACCGAUUGUUCCCUUUCAACCGUUUGAGGUAAACAUUUGUCCACACGAUGGAAUCCUACGCGAUCCUCACGAUCGACGAUCGUACUAUCUCUGCAAACGUGGCUUGCCUAUGUGUGAUGAGAAUAAGUUUAGCUGUGCGCAUGGUUAUAUCUUCAACGAGACGAGUAAAAAAUGUGUCCCCGAGGGAUCCUUCAAAUAG